CAAAAGAGUAAAAAGUGUUCUUUAGUUUUAAAUAAAACGUCAUAAUACAAUAAUAUGCCGAUAUGUCGCGGAAUAUUAUAGAUAUUUUUAGUAAGGAUACGCUAACCCCCCCUUGAGAAGUGCGCUCAAUGGUACGUUCCAUGUCGUACCCGGAAGCAGCUUGAAAACAUCUCAAACGCGCGCACCAUUUGAUUUAAAGAAAUACUUAAAAAUAAAGUGGUAAAGUUUAUCAGCCUGUACCGUAUCCUGAAUCAGAAAAAAAGUCUCAUAACCAAGAGUUGAAACUCUGAUCUGAAACCAGCUUUACCAGGACACCAGCAUGCAGCAGGACUCCAGCCGCAGUCCCAGUUACACUGUGAAGUGUGAGGACUACGUUCAUGUGGUUGAAUUCAGUCCUUUCAGCUCUGGUACCCCUGCCUCUCUCCUGGCCUACGGUGGAAACCAGUAUGUGGUCGUCAGCACCUGCCUGUUUCAGGAGGAGGAUAUGGAGGUUGAGGGAGUAGAGUUCAAUGUUCUUCGAGCUUUCCAUCAUGGAUUGCGAGUCGAUGCUCUCGCCUGGAGUCCUGAGUCCAGGCUGGACAGGAUACCCACUAUCAGGUACUGCUACUUUGUUCCCACCACCUUUUGA
Messenger RNA from Epinephelus lanceolatus (giant grouper), 628 nucleotides. The record is from RefSeq and is a predicted model, not a curated record. NCBI's taxonomy places the organism in Eukaryota, Metazoa, Chordata, Actinopteri, Perciformes, Serranidae.